Pneumocystis jirovecii RU7 is the source of this 1221-nucleotide messenger RNA. Its product is annotated as GPI-anchor transamidase GPI18. Gene Ontology annotation, cellular component: mannosyltransferase complex; endoplasmic reticulum membrane. The transcript is spliced from 3 exons. Gene Ontology annotation, molecular function: GPI mannosyltransferase activity; alpha-1,6-mannosyltransferase activity. The coding region runs from base 1 to 1221 and encodes 406 amino acids. Lineage: Eukaryota; Fungi; Ascomycota; Pneumocystomycetes; Pneumocystales; Pneumocystaceae. The record is from RefSeq and is a predicted model, not a curated record. Gene Ontology annotation, biological process: GPI anchor biosynthetic process.
AUGCAAUUAAUAGAUUUAUUGAUUUUAACAAUAAGUUUUUUAGUAUAUAAAGUAAUUUUUAUCCUCAUACCUGUUUUAUCGUCUUUUUUAAAUGUUUAUGAUACGUCAACUUUACUUAUUUUAGAAAAACCAAAGAAUAUUUUACAAAAAAUUAUAGUAUCAUUGGUACGUUGGGAUAGUGUAUAUUUUAUAAUUUUAGCUCGCCGUGGACGGCUUUUUGAACAAGAAUGGGCUUUUGGUCCUGUAUUUCCUCAUACUGUACGUUUAUUUACAGAUCAUAUUUUUUUAAGUAAAUCUCUUUAUAAUUAUGCUUUUCUUUCAAUUGUUAUUUCUCAUUUAUUUCAUCUUUUUUCCAUUUUCUCUCUUUAUUACCUUACUUUUAAAAUCUAUCAGUCUCGAAAUAUGGCAAUAAUUACAUCAUUUCUUUAUCUUGUAUCUCCAUCUGGAAUAUUUCUAUCGGCUGGAUAUACAGAAAGCUUUUUUUCAUUUUUUAUAUUUACUGGCUUUAUUUUUUUUGAAAAAGAUUAUAAUUUUUUAGCAUCAUUAGCAUGGUGCGUAGCAUCAACAAUCAGAAGCAAUGGUCUUCUUUGGUCUAUUUUUUUCUUGCACUCAGCAUUUAUAUGGGUAUGCCGUUUUUUUAAAUACCCUGGGUUUAUAUUAUUUUUUAGAAUAAUAAAAUUUGGGAUUUGUAGUUUAAUAGUUGGCAUUGGUUUUUUUUGGAUUCAAUACCGUGCUUAUGUUGAAUUUUGUCACCCAGAAAAAAAACGUAGUUGGUGUUUUGAAAGUUUUCCUUUAAUAUACUCAUUUGUUCAAAGCUAUUACUGGAAUGUCGGGUUUUUCAAAUAUUUUACACUACCACAAAUUCCAAACUUUAUAUUGGUAUCACCUGCUAUAUAUAUUUCUAUGAAAUCAGUAAUAUAUUAUUUUUUUAAAAAUAAAGAUCAAUUUAAAAAAACUUCUCAGAAAUUAAAUUCUUAUUAUAUUAUACAGCUAUUAAUGACUAUAAUAUGCAUAUUUACUACGCAUAUUCAAAUAUUUACUAGAAUGAUUUCUUGUUUACCAGGUAUAUACUGGUGGUUAGCUAAUUGUUUGUUAAAUGAUUGGUUAAAUUUUAAUAAAACUUUAAAUGAAAAAAAAGAAUCAUUAUAUUGGACGCGAAUCUGGAUUUUAUAUGGAAUGGUUCAAGCUGUUUUAUUUGGUGCAUUUCUACCUCCAGCAUAA